Eupeodes corollae is the source of this 903-nucleotide messenger RNA. RefSeq lists its product as uncharacterized. Gene Ontology annotation, molecular function: DNA helicase activity. The record is from RefSeq and is a predicted model, not a curated record. The coding region runs from base 1 to 903 and encodes 300 amino acids. Gene Ontology annotation, biological process: telomere maintenance; DNA repair. The transcript has a single exon. Lineage: Eukaryota; Metazoa; Arthropoda; Insecta; Diptera; Syrphidae.
AUGCUGCGAGAAUGCAAGCUUUUAGUGUGGGAUGAAAGUACAAUGUCUCACAAGAAGGCUAUAGAAGCUUUAAACCGGACCCUCCAGGACUUGCGAGAUAGUACAGAUAUAAUGGGAGGCAUAGUAGUUUUAUUGGCUGGUGAUUUCCGUCAAACCCUCCCAGUGAUUCAAAGGGGGACACCAGCAGAUGAAAUUCAAGCGUGCAUUAAAUCAUCAAGCUUAUGGCCGACAAUUGAAAAACUCCGCCUGAAAACGAAUAUGAGAGUGCAUCUUCAUAAUGACGUGGAUUCAGGACUUUACGCAGAAAUGUUGUUGAAAAUUGAUGAUGGUUGUUUAGACGUUGACGCUGAAGGCUACAUAUCACUAUCAAGAGAAUUUUGUAAUUUAGUAGAAAGUUAUGUGGAUCUCAUUGCUAAUGUUUUUCCGGAAUUGCAACAAAACUUGUGUAGUGAUCAUGAUCAGUGGUUGAGUGCAAGAGCAAUAUUAGCACCAAAAAAUGAAAUUGUAAAUAGGAUCAACACUGUCAUUUUAAACGAGGUUCAAGGAGAAAUGAAGGAAUAUUUGUCAAUGGAUACAAUUAUGGAUACGAAACUAAGUACUUCAUGUCCUGUGGAGUUUUUAAAUUCACUUGAACUAUCGGGUGUACCGUCACAUAAACUUCAAUUGAAACUAAAUGUACCAGUAAUGCUUAUGCGAAAUCUAGAUGCUCCUCGGCUAUGUAAUGGAACAAAGCUUCGGAUAACAAAAUUGGGACAGAAUAUACUUGGUGCUACUAUUUUAACAGGUCCCACUGACCUUCCAUUCCAAUUUAAAAGGGUUCAGUUUCCCGUCAAGCUUAGCUUUGCUGUUACUAUAAACAAGGCACAAGGACAAACAUUACAGGUAGCAGGAGGGCAUUUUUAG